AUGUCGAUUGUGGCGAACCGCCCUCCAUUUACCAUCGCGGAUUGGCGCGCAGCGGCUCAGGAGAAGCGCCAGCAGCUAGACGAGAGUAUCCCGGCGUCCUUUUGUCUCCCCGAAGCGCUGCUGCAGCAAGUGCAUAGCGAACAUGGUCCCUACUCUGAACGGCCAACAUUGCUGGACAGUGGCAUUUUGACGAAACUCGACAUUGAGAUCACGUCCAUAGUCAACGUACCAGUGCUGCUGAAGCGGAUCGCGACAAAGCGAUACUCGGCGGUGCAGGUAGCCGAAGCCUUCUGCAAACGUGCCUCCUUGGCACAGCAGUUUACAAGCUGUUUGACUGAGCUGUGGUACGAUGCCGCCAUCAAGAGGGCAAGAUGGUUGGAUGAUUAUCAACGGAGAGAAGGUCGAGUGAUUGGUAUACUCCAUGGGUUGCCAGUGUCAUUAAAGGAUUGUUUCGACGUCGAGGGAGCUAACUCCAAUGCUGGACUCGUCUCCUGGCUGCCGUAUCGUGCCUCCAAGAACUCGUGUGUGGCCCAAGCCUUGCUCAAUGCCGGCGCAGUGUUGUAUGCCAAAACCAGCAGUUCCCAAGCUUUACUCUCGGUCGAGUCAAUCAACAACAUUUUCGGCACCGUCAAGAAUCCUCACAAUACCGAACUUUCGGCCGGGGGCUCAAGCGGAGGUGAAGGUGCCCUUGUAGCAGCCGGAGGGAGCAUUUUGGGUUCCGGGACAGAUGGGGGAGGAAGCCUCCGGUGGCCUGCCGCGUUCUGUGGCCUUUGGACACUCAAACCAUCCAAAGAAAGGGUUCCAGGAGCUGGCAUUUCCGCCCCUAGGAGUGGCUCCGAGUCGGUCAAUGCCGGGAUCGGACCGUUGGCAAAGACUGUGUCAGGGUUGGAACUGUGGAUGCAAGCCCAGUUGGCGUCGGAGCCUUGGAAUUAUACCUUCGGCUGUCUGCCGAUGAAGUGGGAUACGGUCCAAGCACAGCGGCCGUCUGCCACAAAGCUGAAAGUUGGGGUUGUUUGGGAUGAUGGGAUCAUCAAACCGACGCCUCCAGUCACACGUGCCCUCCAGAUUGUCGUCGAGGCACUCUCAAAAGCAGGACACACGAUCGUCUCUCUUCCCAAAGAACGAAUCUUUCCCCUUCAUCGCCGCAGUCUCGGCUGUACGAUGCUGUCAAACGUCCAGGAUGGAGGCCGGACGGUGAUGCGACAUAUCAAUGCUUCAGGAGAGCCUGUAGUGCCGCGAACUGCUGUGGGAUCUGCAGCCUCGGCCUUAACAGCUGAGCAAGUCUUUGACAAUCACCUGCUGCGUGGCCAGCUGGCCUCGGAAUACAACGACAUCUGGAUCGAGUUCGGCCUUGAUACCAUUCUCGCCCCUGCCACCGCGCAUCCAGCAAAUCCACAUGGGAAGUAUAUUAGCAACUCAUACGCCACUGUGUACAACAUGCUAGACUAUGUUGCUGGCGCCGUACCCGUCACAUUCGUUGACCAAGAGUUGGACGUUGCCGAUCGGGAUUGGUACGACGGGGAGAUAUAUGAAAGAGUAGAGCCCGACCGAUUUCCUUACGAUCUUGGGGAUCGAGAAAUGAAGUCUCUCUAUACCUCUCCGGCAGUCUUCAAGGACGCACCAGUUGGUGUGCAGUUUCUCUGUCGCAGACUAAGAGAGGAAAAAUGCAUCGGCAUUCUCAAGGAGGUUGAGCAAUUGCUGGCUGAGAAAACUGGUUGA
Capronia coronata CBS 617.96 is the source of this 1719-nucleotide messenger RNA. RefSeq lists its product as uncharacterized. Bases 1 to 1719 code for a protein of 572 amino acids. The record is from RefSeq and is a predicted model, not a curated record. NCBI's taxonomy places the organism in Eukaryota, Fungi, Ascomycota, Eurotiomycetes, Chaetothyriales, Herpotrichiellaceae. The transcript is spliced from 5 exons.